AUGAAACUCCGGUACGCUAUGGUAUGUUCAUCGAAUCAGAACAGAAGCAUGGAGGCUCAUUCUCUGCUUAAGAGGCACGGAUUUGAUGUCUCCUCUUAUGGGACUGGAGCUCACGUUAAGCUGCCUGGACCUUCCCUAAGAGAACCAAACGUCUACGACUUUGGCACCCCUUAUAAGCAAAUGUUCGAUGAUCUCAGGCGCAAGGACCCUGAACUUUACAAGCGAAAUGGGAUAUUGCCGAUGCUUAAAAGAAAUUCAGGUGUGAAACUGGCACCUCAACGUUGGCAAGACAAUGCUGCUGAUGGUUCCUUUAAUGUGGUGUUCACAUUUGAAGAAAAGGUUUUCGAUAUGGUUCUUGAAGAUAAUAAUGAGUUUUGCAGUUACCCUGUUCAUAUGCUUGGGAAUUAUUCACUUUUAGCUAUUGAUGAGAAGAGCCUGUUGAUUGGGAUUUCCUAUCUCCAUAACCGUGAUCAUGUUCUUUUGAAAAGUGUGCUGGUGAUUAACUUAGAAGUAAAAGAUAAUCAUGAGGAGGCGGCUGUAGGAGGUCAGCUCACUUUGGAACUGUGCCAAAAGAUUGAAGCAGUUGAAUCAUGGGAGGAUUCCAUUGAUGAUAUUAUCACUGCAUUUGAGACAAAGCACCGGAGGAAGCUGGUGUAUAGCAUCUCCUUCUAUUGA
Molecule: messenger RNA, 675 nt
Organism: Dovyalis caffra
Lineage: Eukaryota; Viridiplantae; Streptophyta; Magnoliopsida; Malpighiales; Salicaceae
Source: the annotation of a GenBank genome assembly